CUCACACCGUGUCAGGAAGUUCAGGGGCAAACAUGUCAUCGAGUCCCGUCAGCCCGUCCCCUUUUGGAUCGCCAUGGCCGCGACCUUGGGGCGAGCGGUUCUCGCGUGGAGGGUUCCGGUCUUGUGGAUCAAGGCGCCGCAUCCAUGUUCCGGCGUCUUGUCUCCAUCUCCGUGUCCCUCCUUGUACGUGGCAGUCAUGCCUUUUGUUUCGGUAACUGCAGAGUGGACACAAGGGCUCCACGUCCUUACUGCUCGCCGCCACCCGCCCGGCGGCCCGGCCUCCACCUGAGCCCCGUACAGCUUCUGUGACGCGUCAGCCCAUCCUUGCUCGUCGCCGUCGUCUCUCCCCGACCGAGGUACGAGGAUUGAGGAGCAAAUAAAAAAGACAGAGGGUUCAGUUAUCUUCUUCAGUUCUUCUCCCACGGGACAAGGGGGACGCCGCAAAAAUUUCCCCCAACUUUUCAGAGAUCCGAUUCUUGCGAUCAGUAUUCAGUAGUGCUUGCAGCGUCAGAGUAUCUUCGGUUCGGAGUUCGUGUCCGGGAAUCCCAAGCGAAGAGGGGGGCUGUCCUGCUAAAAAGAAGUAACGAAGGAAAGCAGAUUUGGGUGGCUCGGUGUCAAGGUCUAUUGCUUCCAUGGGCGCAAAAUCCUGAAAUAAUUGUGGUAGAGAACCCUAAGCUCUUUAUUCCCAUAUUGAAAAUUAUUUGGCUGGGGAGGAAGACACCCACUCUACUAGUUCAUGGUUACCUCUACAGCGCUGCUCCGUGCUCAUCAUUUCCAUAAGGAAGUGUAUCCUUACGCACCUAGUAGUUAGUCCACACCCUUUGCAAGAAUCAUGUAUUGUUCAUUUUUGUGAAGCUAAAGGUUGUGGAAUGUGGAUUUUUGAUGGAAGGAGCUUAGAUCAAGAAUGCCAUGUCCUGGAUGAUCGUCACCUCUGAAGAGUCGUAGUGGGCUUCUUGGAUCAUAACAGCAGAGUGCAGAGAGCCGAAGUUUGAGAAGCAGUUGGCUAUUAGGCUCGGUGGUGUGCAUCCAUACUGGGCUUUUGCUAAUCAUCGUUGUGUCUGCAACAUGAAUGCUGUGCGGAGUAUAGAAUUUCUGGCCGCUGGGGAUGGUCAGCAUAAUCUUUUCCGUACCCUUGGACCAACACUUCUGAUCUCGAUGGCAUAUAUUGACCUUGGAAAGUGGUUGGUGGCAGUGGAUUCUGGAUCUCGGUUUGGGUACGACCUUGUGCUACUGGUGUUGCUGUUCAAUUUCUCAGCCAUUUUAUGUCAAUAUCUGUCAACUUGUAUUGGUAUGGUCACGGGGAAAAAUCUUGCAGAGAUUUGCCGUCAGGAGUACAGUCAGGUGAUAUGUGUUGUUCUUGGUCUUCAGGGAUGGGUAUCCUUGUUAACCUCUGAAGUAACCAUGAUUGCAGGCGUGGCAGUGGGGUUCAACCUUGUGUUUGAACACGACGAUCUUAUCGCAGCCAUAUGUAUUGCAAGUGUUGUAGUUAAUCUGCUACCAUACACGCUUUCUCGCCUGGAUACGAGGGUGGCUGGCAUGUUAAAUGCCUGCGUAGCUGGCUUUACACUUCUUUGUUUUGUCCUUGGUUUAUUAAUCAGUCAUCCCCAAACCCCUGUCAAUAUGAAUGUGAUGUUUCCCAAGUUGAGUGGUGAAAGUGCUUAUUCACUGAUGGCACUUCUUGGCGCAAAUAUAAUAGUGCACAACUUUUAUACUCAUUCAUCAUUUGUUCAGGUUCAGAGAAGAUCUUCGGUUCUUACCCUUGGUUCCCUGUUUCACGACCACCUUUUCUCUAUAUUAUUUAUAUUUACGGGGAUUUUUCUUGUGAAUUAUAUUCUCCUAAGCUCAGCAGCAGAUGAAUCCAGUGCCACAAUGGUCAUGAAUUUUCAAGAUGCUAUGGAGUUAAUGCACCAGAUAUUUACAAAUCCUGCAGCACCAAUUGUGUUGUUAGUGAUCCUUCUGUUUUCAAGCCACGUCAUCUCGUUGACAUGCAUUGUUAGUAGUGAUGUCAUUUCAGAGAACUUCUUUGGUAUAAAAUUGCCUCUGUCAGCGCAUCAUCUGCUACCUAAGGGUUUUGCUAUGAUUCUUACUAUCUACUGUGCGAAGGUUGCUGGUCCUGGAGGCAUAUAUCAAGCACUUAUUAUGUGCCCAGUUAUCCAGGCUAUGCUUCUUCCGUCAUCCGUUAUACCCAUUUUGCGUGUUUCCUCGUCAAGAUUAUUGAUGGGAAGAUACAGAGUAUCUUAAUAUGUUGAAAUAUUGGCCUUCCUCGCGUUUCUCCUUGCACUGUUUACAAAUAUCAUAUUUGCAGCGGAAAUUUUGUUUGGUGAUAGCAAUUGGACAAACAACCUGAAAGGAGACACUGAAAGCCCUGUUAUACUUCCAUACUCUGUCAUAGUCCUAACUUCAUGCGCAUCAAUUGCAUUUACACUGUUCAUUGCUGUUACUCCACUAAAGUCAGCAAGUAAUGAAACUUAGAUUUGGCUGUUGUUUGUGCGCUCACAAAAUAAAACAUCGGAUGCUACUCCAUAUAGAGAAGCAAUUUCUCUGGGGAAAUAUUGUCAUGAAGUUUAGAGCUGUUCUAUCUAUCGGAGCUGUUCCAAUGGGUUCAUCAGAAGGUCAUAAGAAAUCAGCUCAAGAACAUACCUGCAGAGAACCUUACCUGGAAAAUUGUGCACAGGAAGAAGUUAGUAGGUCGUCCAUUGGCGCUGUUCCAAGGGAUUCAUUGGAGGAUCAUCAGAAAUCACCUUUUGAGCUUACAUGCGAUUCCAAGGCCACUUCAGCAAUUAAACCUGAAGUACAACCCUCACUGGCACAACUGGACAGAGCCAGUGCCAGCAUAGCUGCAUAAUAGACCAUCACCCUGUUCGGAUGGGUGGUUUGGCUGGAUUAUUCACUGCAGCAGCUGAUUUGAGAGUGGUCGUGCUGUAGCAGCUGGUACUGCACACACUCAGCGGCGCGUGGAACGGCACAACACACGGUUGCUGUUACUGUAGCUACAGCGAAUCAGCACAGCCCAGAUCAGUGCAACCGAACAGGCUGCAUAUUACUGCAGAAAGUUUCGUGAUGAAACUCUCAAAUGAAAAAGGCCCUGAAGUAGAAGCAGAUGUUUACAACACAGGGAGGCAGUUUGCAGUGAUUCUUGAUGAGUUCCGGGGACAUGUUUUCAACCGUCAGGUGAGCUUACGCAAGAAUCUAACAACAACUAGAUUGGCUGUAAGAAAUGGUAACUUAUUAAUCGAAGUUUAUUGGAUCCCUUCA
Messenger RNA from Panicum virgatum (switchgrass), 3255 nucleotides. RefSeq names its product protein ETHYLENE-INSENSITIVE 2-like. Gene Ontology annotation, biological process: metal ion transport. Gene Ontology annotation, cellular component: membrane. The transcript has 7 exons. Lineage: Eukaryota; Viridiplantae; Streptophyta; Magnoliopsida; Poales; Poaceae. The coding region runs from base 1066 to 2241 and encodes 391 amino acids. The record is from RefSeq and is a predicted model, not a curated record. Gene Ontology annotation, molecular function: manganese ion transmembrane transporter activity; cadmium ion transmembrane transporter activity.